AUGCUCAGUUCGGCUUCCGGGCCAGUCACUCCACAAUCCAGCAAGUCCAUAGGUUAGUAGACAAAAUUGCCUCUUUAUUUGAGAAUAAAAAAUAUUGCCCAGGAUUUUUUCUCGAUGUUGCCCAAGCCUUCGACUGUGUUUGGCAUAAUGGUCUACUUUUCAAGCUAAAACUUUCUUCCUGCCCCUUACUACCUACUAAUUCGCUCAUACCCCGAAAACCGUUCCUUUUCUGUUCGUCAAGGAAACCACUUUUCUUCCAUUUUUGAUAUUGAAGCAGGAGUACCUCAGGGUAGUGAUCUGGCUUCCGAUCUCUUCAAUAUCUUUACGUCGGAUAUUCCCCAAACCAACGACACCAUUUUAGCCACUUAUGCCGACGACACAGCAAUACUAUCAUCCAAUUCUGAUUCCGCCGAAGCCUCCUCGCUCUACAACUCCACUUAA
This is a messenger RNA of Cinara cedri, 441 nucleotides long. The record is from the annotation of a GenBank genome assembly. NCBI's taxonomy places the organism in Eukaryota, Metazoa, Arthropoda, Insecta, Hemiptera, Aphididae.